AUGCAGCACAUUCUUCAGACCGCUCUGGGCUCUGGCUUCUCGGCCACCGAGGGCUACCACUCAGAAACACCUAACAAGGUCGAUCCCUCAUUCGAUGGCAUGGCAGCAGUCCUACCUCAGUCAUUCGUUCCCCAAACCUCGACGCGCAUCACGUUGAAAGGCAAGAAGGGAGAUGUCCAGAUCCCCUGGUUGUCUAUUGGAGCAUGGUCAUGGGGUGACAAGGCGACAUGGCAUUGGGACCCAAAGGAACGCGAAGGUCUGAACGAGGCCUGGAAAUACCUGGUCGAUAACGACCUCACCUNNGUGAGUCGCGUUCAAGAUGGAACAAAGUUGAUUGAUGCUGAUACUGUGCCAGACAUCGACACUGCUCAGGCUUACGGCUCGGGCGAGAGCGAGAGAAUCUGUGGUGAGCUUGUCAAGGACAUGCCUCGUGACAGCUUCGUCAUGCAGACCAAGUACUACGUCGUCCCCGACAACUUCAAGAACAUCUUCACACCCGCAUCUGCGCCAUACAAGAUGCUCAAGGAGUCACUGGAGCGCAUGAACCUGGACUUUGUCGACGUCUAUAUGGUCCACGGACACAUCCACGCCGGUAGCAUUAAGCAAGUUGCCAAGUCGCUGGCACAAUGUGUGGACGAAGGUCUCUGCAAGGUGGUUGCUGUUGCCAAUUACAGCAAAGAAGACAUGUUGCAGAUGAAGGAAGAGCUGGCUCAGUACGAGAUCCCCCUCGAGCUGAACCAAUGCGAGUUCCACGUGAUGCGUCGUCUUCCCGAGACCGAAGGUAUGCUGAGAGCGUGCCGUGAGAACGGUAUUCAGUUCCAGUCAUACUCUUCGCUAGCACAGGGUCGCUUGACUGGAAAAUGGACACCUGAGAAGGAGCCACCAAAGACAUACCGCUUCAGCUCGUACCCCAUCAAGGAUAUUCAAGACACGCUCAACGUGGUGAAGAGAAUUGCAGAGAAGCGUGGUGUCAGCAUGGCUGCUGUAGCGCUGAACUACAACAUCAGCAAGGGCGUCAACCCAGUUGUUGGUAUCAGAAACCUCGAGCAGGCCAAGAGCAACAUCCAGGCAUUCGGCUGGAGACUGACAGACGAAGAGAUUCAAGAGAUGGACAGUGUUAGUAUUGAGGGCAAGCACAGCAAGCUCUGGCAGCAGGGUUAA
Molecule: messenger RNA, 1161 nt
Organism: Aureobasidium vineae
Lineage: Eukaryota; Fungi; Ascomycota; Dothideomycetes; Dothideales; Saccotheciaceae
Source: the annotation of a GenBank genome assembly